AUGGCUGCAAUUAGAAAAAAGUUGGUUAUUGUUGGUGAUGGAGCUUGUGGUAAGACAUGCUUGCUCAUUGUCUUCAGCAAAGACCAGUUCCCUGACGUGUAUGUACCCACUGUCUUCGAAAACUAUGUUGCUGAUAUCGAAGUCGAUGGUAAGCAGGUUGAAUUAGCUCUAUGGGAUACUGCUGGACAGGAAGAUUACGAUCGCUUGCGACCACUUUCAUAUCCAGAUACUGAUGUUAUUCUCAUGUGCUUCAGCAUUGACUCACCAGAUUCGCUUGAGAAUAUUCCAGAGAAAUGGACUCCAGAGGUUCGGCAUUUCUGUCCCAAUGUACCAAUAAUUCUUGUUGGAAACAAAAAGGAUUUAAGAAAUGAUCCUCAAACUGUUAGGGAACUUGCUAAAAUGAAACAGGAACCAGUAAAGCCCGAACAAGGACGAGCUAUCGCAGAACAAAUUGGAGCAUUCGCAUAUUUGGAAUGUUCUGCCAAGACCAAGGACGGAAUUCGCGAGGUAUUCGAGAAAGCUACUCAAGCAGCUCUUCAACAAAAGAAGAAGAAAAAGAGCAAGUGCACACUUCUAUAG
This is a messenger RNA of Auanema sp. JU1783, 579 nucleotides long. The record is from the annotation of a GenBank genome assembly. Lineage: Eukaryota; Metazoa; Nematoda; Chromadorea; Rhabditida; Rhabditidae.